UCGGCUGCCUCCUGCACGCCCCCCACUGGGGAGCGAGCCCACAGCCCAGGCCUGUGCCCUGACCUCCUGGUUCAUAGGUUGACGCCAACCACUGAGCCCCGCCAGCCGGGCUGCGCCUGCCUCUUGCUCCCCGACCCAGCCGGGGGCUGCUGGCCAUGGCGGGAGCGAGGAACCGAGGCUCAGCGAGGGGCACCGUGACCUUCGAGAGCACCCGGGCGCUGGGGGUGGGGCAAGCCGGGCGCCCGAGUCAGGUGGCCCCGCUCCCCAAGCUCAUCUCCAGCUAAAUUACUAGGUCUGUCCCGCCGGCCGCUGUAUAAAGCCGCCCCACGCCUGCGCCCAGUCCCUGCGGCGGACACCCCACGAUGAGGCCAGUCCUGGUGCUUCUGUUUCUGGCUGCGCUGUGCGCGGACUCGGCCCGGGCCCUGCACUGCCACGUGUGCUGCGGCCACGCCAACUGUGAGUCCCUGGUGGAGUGUGCCCAGACGGACAAGUACUGUGUGAUCACGCGGGCCACCAACCCCGGCGGCAUCCUGGUGAUGAAGUCCUGCGCCCCGACCUGCCCCAACAGCACCGUGUCCUCGGAUGGCCGCGCCCUCUCCGUCUUCUGCUGCCAGGGCAGCCAGUGCAACCGCAACGGGGCCGGGGGCCUGGCGGGCGGCCGGGGCGCCCUGUGGGCCAGCGCCUCGGGCAGCCUGCUGUGGGCGCUGCUCUGGGCCUCCUGGUGAGCCAGCCCGAGGGCUGGCCGGGCCCUCCUGCCCCCUCGGCCUGGCUCGGGCUGCACGUGGCCUGUGUCCAGCCGGCCACCCCCUCAGCCUGUCCCCAAGGAGCCCCUGCGCCAUGACCACCAGCCCUCCACCCCCCUGCGCCAGAGCCGUGUGCAGGGGGAGGCGGAUCCUCGGUUCCCUGUGGGUCUCUCCCGGGGCCAUUCACCCUCCAUUCGCCGGCCCAUCUGCGCAGGCCUCCCUCCCUCACAGCCCCUCACACAGCCACUGGGGCCUCCUUGGAGCCGGGCUGGACACCCCCGCGCCCCGGCUGCCCGCGGCAGGUCUGGGCCGGGUCUCCGAGGGGGAGCGCGUCACCACUGCCCGCUGCGCCCAGGGCACGAGAGGAGAAUAAAGGUGCAGCCCUGCUGUCCUU
Messenger RNA from Myotis myotis, 1137 nucleotides. RefSeq names its product secreted Ly-6/uPAR domain-containing protein 2-like. The transcript has 3 exons. Bases 363 to 725 code for a protein of 120 amino acids. Gene Ontology annotation, molecular function: acetylcholine receptor inhibitor activity. Lineage: Eukaryota; Metazoa; Chordata; Mammalia; Chiroptera; Vespertilionidae. The record is from RefSeq and is a predicted model, not a curated record.